GAAAGCAGCAGAAGAUGGCCUGAGUGCUUGGACCCCUUCCACCCACAUGGGAGACUAGAUGGAGCUCUGGGCUCCUGGCAUUGUCCUGGACAAUCCCUGGCUGUUGCAGACAUUUUUGGAAUGAACCAGCAAAUAGAAAAUCACUCUUUGCCUCUGCCUUUGUCUCUCUGUCUCUCUCUGUAUCUUCCUCUCUCUGCAAUUGCCUUUCAAAUAACUAAAUAAAUAUUUUCUUUAAAAAAAAAUAGAGAUUGUGUUUGGUUUGUGUACAUUUCAAGCGAUCCACCUGUGAGAAGGGCGGUAGGGGUGAGGGUGUGCUGGAAGCCCCUGACUCCUGGGCUGUCCCUUUUUCAUGCUGUUCAUCCUGCUCCUUCUGCACGCAGCGCCCACAGCCCCAUAGCAGAUACCUUCCCAUCCACACACCUUUCUGAAGACUGGUGAUCAGCUGAGGCCAUCGGCAUUUGUUGCCUGCAGUGGACAGCUGGCGUCUUGGGGUGGAUACUCUUACUUUCCUGUGAGGACUGGUGGUUGGAUUGUUUGUGCUGUCUUGUUCAUGCUCUUCCUGUGUGUGCAAGCUCACUGUAGCAGUCAGAUUGGAAGCUUCUUUAGAGCUAGAGAUUUGUCUCUCUUUAAUUAAACAAACAAACAAAAAAAAUGCCAGCACGAAAUAAUGCUCAUAAGGAAAAAACUAAGCUGGAAUUAGAGCAUUGCAAGUUAAGGUUCCCCUAGGGUUGUCUCUCCUGCCACUACCACCAUGGAUGAAAUAGAAUAUAUUUCUCCAGAUUUUUUUCUGUGUAUAUUAAAGAAUACCUCAGAAAGUUCAUGGAAAAAGGAAAUUAAAAGAAGUUUGUUCUACAUUAGAUCAAAAUAUUUUGAAAUUCAUGCAUAAUUUUUUUAUUUUUCUGCUUUUAAAAUAAAGAUUUUUUUUAUUUAUUUGAGAAGUAGAGUGACAGACAGAGAGAGGAAGAGACAGAGCGAAAGUUCUUCUAUCCGCUGGUUCACUCCCAGAUGGCCACAACGUCUGGAGCUGAGCCGAUCUGAAGCCAGGAGCUAAGAGCUUCCUCUGGGUCUCCCACGUAGAUGCAGGGGCCCACACACUUGGGCCAUCCUCCAUUGCUUUCCCAGGCCAUGAACAGGGAGCCAGAUUAGCAGUGGAGCAGCCAGGUCUCAAACUGGCACUCAUGUGGCAUGGCAGCAUCAAAGGUGGUGGCUUAACCCGCUAUGCCACAAGGCUGGCCCCUAGAUUUUUUUUUUUUUUUUAUAAUACACAUUUUCCUUGAAUCUUUUGAAGAACUCCCAUUCACAUAAAUUUCAAAUUUUUGAAAUUUGAAACUUUUAAUUCCAUUUUCCCACAGACUUUUAAAAAACUUAUUUGAGAGACUAAGAGAAAGAGAAGGUAGCAAGACAGAGAGAGAAUAUCUCCAGUCUGCUCAUUUACUCCCCAAAUGCCCAUAAUGGCCAGGACUAGGCAGGGCUGAAGCUGGGAGAUAAAAGCUCAAUCCGGGUCUCUCACAUGGGUGGCAGGAAGCCGACCACAUCACCACUGCCUCCCAUGGCACACAUUAACAGGAUGCUGGAGUUGGGGGUCAGAGGGAGGCCCUGAACCGAGGCGCUCCGUCAUGGAAUGCAGGCCUCCCAACCGGCGGCUUAACUGUCAGGACGAGGAAGGGCGAUGCGGCAGAGGUCGACAGGACAGCUUUCCUUGGCAAGGCGCAGGGCUUCCUCAUCUGCCGAGCACCUGGGAGCAGCUGCCUUGAAAGAUGCAGUGUGAGGAGCCCAGGACACAGGGUUGUGACUGCAGUGAGAGAAUGGUCACAAGAACAAAGAAGAUAUUUGUAGGCGGAUUAUCUGCGAACACUGUUGUGGAAGAUGUCAAGCAAUAUUUUGAGCAGUUUGGAAAGGUGGAAGAUGCGAUGCUGAUGUUUGACAAAACUACCAACAGGCACAGAGGGUUCGGCUUUGUCACUUUUGAGAAUGAAGACGUUGUGGAGAAAGUCUGUGAGAUUCAUUUCCAUGAAAUCAAUAAUAAAAUGGUAGAAUGUAAGAAAGCACAGCCUAAGGAAGUCAUGUUCCCACCUGGGACGAGAGGCCGGGCCCGGGGACUGCCUUACACCAUGGACGCGUUCAUGCUGGGCAUGGGGAUGCUUGGCUACCCCAACUUUGUGGCAACCUAUGGCCGCGGCUACCCCGGAUUCGCUCCUAGCUACGGCUAUCAGUUCCCAGCCCUAUUACCAUAUUUAAAUGCAAGCUUCCCGGCGGCGGCCUAUGGACCAGUGGCGGCGGCAGCAGUGGCAGCGGCCCGCGGAUCAGUCCUGAAUAGCUACAGUGCUCAACCGAAUUUUGGCGCGCCCGCUUCCCCGGCAGGCUCCAACCCGGCGCGGCCCGGAGGCUUCCCGGGGGCCAACAGCCCAGGACCGGUCGCCGAUCUCUACGGCCCUGCCAGCCAGGACUCCGGAGUGGGGAAUUACAUAAGCGCGGCCAGCCCUCAGCCGGGCUCCGGCUUCGGCCACGGCAUUGCUGUGAUGCCCUCGGACCUGGAACCCCACCAGCCUCACUCCUCAUCCCAACCAGAGAUGGCUCACUUCGGACGGAGGGUUGGCUACAUCUCAUCAUCUCACGAUUCUGCUGUAAUAUAAGACAACAGCUUUUAAAUGUGUAUAUAACCCAUGAUUUUGGUUUUGUUCUGUUUUGUUUUUCUUGAUGGUUUCCCAUUCCCUCCUCUCUCCCCCCAACCCCUCCUUUUAAAUCUCUCUGAAUCACGUUUGGUAGUGAUUUUGACUUAGUGUAGGGGUCACAUAGCUUUAAUAUCUAGUUAAAAGCUAACCAUAGUACAGCUGUUAUAUUAAGGAGUUUUUUUUUUUCUUUCAAAAGAUUCUUUUGGGGCUUGUUUUGAUUCUGUUCUCACUUUUAAAGGAUGCUGAGAUGGUAAUAUUACUCUCAAUGUUUUGGUACCGGUUCGGAGACUCUGAAAUGUCAGGUAGAACCUGGCACACACUGAAGCGACGUUGUGGCGUGGGGAGCAGGAGGCGGGCCUGCGCCUUCUCCUGUGCGCUGUAGAAGUGAGCUGUAAUAGGCUGAUGACCAGACUGUAGCAUUUCCUUUGUGUGAUGUCUCUUUGUUAACCUGAGUAUAUCUAUUUUCGGCAAUAAGGUAAGGACGACAAUGUUUUGGAGUGUCCUCCUUUUCUAUAAGUGCUUUUUUUUUUCCUGUUGAAAGAGGUGAUAUUAUAAGGUUUUUUGCAAUUGUGAAUUCUAAAAGAGAAAAUGUUGUAAAUACAAUUCCAUUAACUACAUAGAAACUAUAAAGAAAGAGAGAAUCAAAAAUAUUUUUGUGAGGGCGUCGGUCCCAGGCAGUUUGGUGCUCCGUGGAAGGAGGAGGGGAGGGGAGCUGGACGAAGUGGGUGACGGAGCCGGGAGCAGCCAGCUGCCGGGCAGCCCCAGGAACCGCGAGAACACUGCUGAGCGCCUUGUCUGCGUGAGAGGCCUGUAUUAGGAUCCUACCAGCCUGUUAACCUCUCGUCUGUGCACAGCUUCAAAUGUUACUGUCUAGUUAGAUUUUUAUUUAAAAUAUGAAAAACUGCUUUUCCCAAGACGUUUUUUAAAAAAAAAAAAACAAAGCUACAAUUUUAAUAUUUAACAUAUUUAAAGUUUCAAAGCACACCUGUUUGGCUUGGGUGGAGGGGGUGGGGGGGCCUUCUUUUUCAGUCUUAAUUUUUAAAGAUUUGAUCAUUUUCUAUUGUCCGAUCAUUUCAGCGCCUCCAAAGGUCUUUAGGACACUCUGCCUGUCUUCACCGCGCCCCCCCCCACCUCGCCCCCCAACCCCACUCUGGGGGCCGUGGGUCAUACCACCCUUUCUCCAUCCACUUUCUAUUUACAAAUUAGGAAAGCAACCUUUGGGUUUAUAUAUUUUUUUUAAUACCUCAGUGCUGCAAGUAUCACCAGAGAGGCUAUGAAAGAAAAAAUUUUUUUUAAUUUAUUAUAGAUGUAAACAGAAUUUUAAAAAUAAAAAGUAUAAACAUCACUGCACUGUGACUGGUGGGAAAAAUGGACAGUUUCCUGUUUGCACAUGCUUGACAUUUGGCUGUUAUAAUAUAUGGUCCUCGGUCGGGGAAAGAUACUUCUGAUGAAGGAUAUUUUUUAAUUUAACUUUUUUUUAAAUGUUGGUAAUAGGUCGGCAACAGCAACUAUAGAAGUACAACUCAAUAGAUGGCAUUAAAACAUAUUGUAGUGUGGAUAUAUAUUUUUUUCUUUUUUAAAAUGUGAUAUUGACGUUUUAUUAAUAUUUUUUAAAUUGUUACGUUUAUAAAUUUGGUACUUAAGGCACAGCCAGUAUGAGACACUGAAUGCGACAUUUAUUAUAAAGAGCUGCUGCACUCCUAUUUUUAUAAAUUUUACUAACAAAGUAGACUAAUGUAGACAUUCGCAGACACAGUAGGGCAGACACGUCUUCAGAUGACGAACUGCAAAAUGCUAACUCAGAAAGGAAGAAGAAAAGCCUUUUUUAAUUCUACUUAAAUAGCAACAACAUAAAAAAAAUCAUGUCCUUUGUUUUCAUGUCAGGUUGUUUGGUGACAGUUUUGGGUUUCUUUGGGAUUUUCUUUCUUUAUUUCUUUUUUCUUUCUUUCUUUCUUUCUUUUUUUUUUUUAAUUUCCAAACAACCAGAUUAAAUAAAAUGCUGAACGCUUUUAAAAUCUCAAAACUUGUUCAAGUGAUAAAAUAACAGAAGUUUUAUUAAAAAAGAAAAAAAGAACAAAAAGAGACAGUAAAUCCCCAGGAACGCGAUCUAGCCUCGGGGAUGGACGGCUCUUGGGUCCGCGUUCGUGUCUAGUGACUCCCCUUCCUCUGCAUCCCUCACAGCCUCCUAGAAGACUCUGUUGAUCAUUGUCUAUUAGUAAUGUCUGCAGUGGCUGUCUUGUAAGCGUGCUGUCCUGGUACUAGUGCAGUGACUUUUUUUCUCCUCUUUCUUCUAGUACAUAUUGAUAGGUAUAAUGUAAUUAAGGUUUAAAAAAAUUAGACAUAGUUACUCAGAUUUAGGACCAGUAAGGAUAGAACUUUCUCUUAUUUAUGGAAAAAAAAAUUGCUAAUAAUUUUGGGGCAGUUGUUUCCUUUAAUUCUUUUUUUUUUUUUUCAAUUUCAAGUUUAAGUUUAUUUUCGCUGAUCUGAUGUGGUUUCAACUAACCCAAGGUCUCACCACAUUCAAAUGCCGGCCGACUCUGCGGCGUUUUGUAGAUCCCCACCCCCCUUCUCUGCAAAGGGGCGUGCCAUACUACCUUAAAUGCUAAUGCUAGAUAUGCAAAACUGGAUUUUUUUAAUUUAUUUUUUAAAAGAGGGAGGCAUGGUAUAUUAAAAUGAUUUUACUAAGAGAAAAAAAAUAUUUUUUUAAGAAUGCUCAGAAGAAAUUGAUAAUCUGUGUGAAUAUGUUUUAGAUGUUUAUAUACCUUUUGAAGAGACCCAGUAGCCCAUAGCACAAAUCUUGUGGAAAUCUGACAUGUUUCAAUGUGGCUACCUAGGUCAAGGUUCACGUGAGUCCCCCCACCCCCUCAUCUAGAAGUCCAUUUUGAAACAUUUUUGUAAAUUCUUUUAGCACUGAUGUUCAGCCUUGUCUUUGUUUCGGUUGAGCUCAAUGGCACUCUUGGGCACCACCUUUCGCCUUCUUCCCUGGGGGAGGAACGCUCCCGGCUGAUGGCUUUUCCUGGAAUUACCAAGGAGCCACCAGGGGUCUCUCUGGCUUCCAGAUCCGUCUGCCUGAGACCCCUGACCUCCUGUCCUGAGCAGAGCCAGUGGCAUUGGCUCCCGGGCCCAUUCCUGGUUCUUCCAGUCCUCGGGGCUGGCGGAGGGGACCAAGCCGCCCGCCUCCUCGCCCAGAGCCCUCGCAGACUGGGUUUGUGGCCUUCCUCGUGCACCGGGUAGGAAAACCCAACAGCCUCGCGCUCUAGCCUGGGCGCCCGUUGGCUUGAUUCAGACGAAGCCCCCACAGGCCUUUGCGUUUUUAUCCUUCAUAGCCAUCAUCUUAAUUUGAACUCGUAGCUUGGACUUUAAGGUAGCAUGGCUCUGCUGCUGUGGCUCGUUUCACUGCGCAGCGCUUCACAGCCAGUGAGUGUUGCACACAUCUUGCUAGACUAGUAGAAAAAUCAUUGGGUAAUUGUUGCUUCUAAUGACCUGAAAGGUGUUCGGUUUUCGUUUUUUGCUUUUGUUUUGUUUUGUUUUGCUUUGUUUUUGUUUUGUUUCUUGAGUUUCUGAUUUUUUUUUUUUUUUGGAGGGGGGUUUCUUUUUCAUUUGGGGAUUUUGGAAAAAAAUAAAAAGAGAUUAUUUUUGGUUCCAAAUAGAAAAACAAAACCUAUUUUGAUCUUUAGUGCAAACGAGGGCUAGGGACUUAGCCUCCACCACCACACUGCUUCAUUCUGCCAUUCACUCACUGCAGCAGAUUCAAGAAUAAAGCAAUAUGGUUUACUACAUUUUUUAUCAAAGGUCAGCCAUGCUUUCUGUAUUAUAUUGCAUAUGAAGUUGUUUACAAAAGAGACACUAACUCAUGCUUCUCUUUAUCAGUUGGAAGUGGCACACAGGAACAGAGGGGGACUGGGGGGGUGGGGGAGGGGAGAUUUUUUUCUCGAAUGUGCUUCACCAGCCAGGCCAUCUUCCAAGGAAAGCACCAGCCAGGGGGGCGGCAGGCAGAGAAGAGGGCCAGGCUGCAGGCGAGCGCAUGCAAGAGAGACACUGGCGAGUUCCCUACCCUCACCCCAAAGCAGAAGUCAGCUUCGCCCAGUCCUGGGCACAGACACUACACAAGGACAUGCUGGAAGUUAAGCAAUACUUUAAUACUGUAAUAUGUUCGUUUUCUUUUUUCUUUCUUUCUUUGUUUUUCACCAAAAAAAAAAAAAAAAAAGAGGUAAACUAAAGUACAAAAGCAUAUAUUUUAAAUAAAAUACCAAACCCACCCCUCUCGGGGAGCGCCCUUGAUCCACCCCCUCGGCUCUCAGAUCAUCAGAAUGUGUGUCUCAGACAGGAAGGACCUUCGUUUCCAGGAGCCAGGGGCACGAGGGGAGAGGGGAACGGGGACCGAGAGACGAAGGCUCCGGAGCCUGCGCGGGGCUCCUACUACUGUAUUCUGUACAUACUGUACCAUCCCGUGUGGAAGCUGUGAGCGGCCUCUCAGUACUGUGGCUAGCCGAUCUGCCUUUCACGGUGUGUUGUAAACUCGGAAUUCCAUAUGUAAUAGGAUGCAAGUCUAAGCGUUUCAUGUGGACAUCAAUGUAUCUCAAUAAAACUUUCCCUAGCACUGUGGCUGACCUCACCCAUACUUUUAUACUUUAGUAUGAAACUGAUGAGAACUUUGGUAGUGAGUAUUUUUUUUAUAUAUAUACAUAUAUAUGUAUCUAUCUAUAUAUAUAUCUCAAGCAUCUUUCAGGUCUUUGUGUGUGGCUUUCUUAAAGCCCUGUUGUAAAAAAUUACUAUGUGGAUGGCAGUCUCUCACAUCACAGAUGUGGAAAGUAUAAUUUUAUAUUUGUAUUUUCAAAUAAAUAAGUUUGUGAAAGGUUUCCAUCCUCUACUGUGGUCCAGAAAUCAAUGUGUUUGUCUGACAAAAAAAAAAUAAAUAAAAUAAACUGUUUUGAACAGA
Oryctolagus cuniculus (rabbit) is the source of this 7611-nucleotide messenger RNA. Lineage: Eukaryota; Metazoa; Chordata; Mammalia; Lagomorpha; Leporidae. The record is from RefSeq and is a predicted model, not a curated record.